UGGCACAGUUUUUGUUUUGCACUUUGUGAGCAUAACGAAGUGGGAAGAGAUCCGAAAAACCUAGUAGCAAAAUUAGUGCAUCGUUUGAAUAAAAUAUUGUGUUAAAAGAGCAGUGCAAAAGCAGCGUAACAUUGUUUUAUAAUAUUCAUCAGAAUUCAGGUUGCGAUUGCGAAGUACUGUACACGUAUAAAAUAAACGUUAUGCCGAUAUAAAGCGUUCUUUUGAAAGUUUGUUUUCGGGAUACGGAAAAAGUUCCUCCUGCAAACCCAAGUGCUCCAAACAAAAUAACGAUUGAUCCGGGCAUCCUACUGCAAAGCUGGAACGGUCAAAACUCACACAAAAUAUGGCUACGGUCAAUCUGAAUGGACAGUGUCAUGACGGUGGUGGCGGAGCCGCUUCCUCCUCAAAGUCUGGUUACGGUUCCUCGUCGAGCUCCUCAUUUUCGCAGUAUCCGAUUCAGGGCAAGAAAGACCAAUGGAUUAAGCUGAAUGUCGGUGGUACUUGUUUCCUCACGACGAAGACAACCCUGUCGCGGGACCCGAACUCGUUUCUGUCGCGAUUGAUUCAGGAAGACAGUGAUCUGAUCUCCGAUCGGGAUGAAACAGGUGCCUAUUUGAUCGAUCGAGAUCCACGUUAUUUUGCGCCGGUGCUGAACUAUCUGCGUCACGGCAAGCUAGUGCUGGAUGAGGGUCUUUCGGAAGAGGGUGUGUUGGAGGAGGCCGAAUUUUACAAUGUGACUCAUCUAAUCGGAUUGCUAAAGGAUAGUAUCGCAAGAAGGGAACAGAGACCCACUGCGGAUAAAAAACGUGUCUAUCGUGUGCUGCAGUGUCAGGAAAAUGAGUUAACACAGAUGGUUUCAACGAUGUCCGACGGUUGGCGCUUCGAACAGCUCAUCAAUAUUGGUACAUCGUACAAUUAUGGUGCCGAGGAAAAUGCAGAAUUUCUAUGUGUUGUUUCGAAGGAAUGCGCCAACACGUUACUUGGACGAGAGAACGAAUCCAACGAUCGCGCCAAGGUGCUACAGCAGAAAGGUUCCCGUAUGUAAACGAGGAUAAGCGGCUGUUUCGUGUACAGAAGCAGCGCCGAAAGAAGUAAAACGUUAAGAUAACCACUACUUACAAUAGUAACACUAGCAUUGGUAGCGGACAGAGCAGACAAAGUUGAUAGCAUAAGCCCACUAGAACACCGUGUUACACAUUGUUUGGUUCACUUCGGCUUUACCGUUGUCAUCCGUGAAAAUUUUUCAUUGUAAAACAACAACAAAA
Molecule: messenger RNA, 1265 nt
Organism: Topomyia yanbarensis
Lineage: Eukaryota; Metazoa; Arthropoda; Insecta; Diptera; Culicidae
Gene: inc
Product: BTB/POZ domain-containing protein KCTD5
Exons: 4
Coding region: 344-1045 (233 amino acids)
Biological process (GO): proteasome-mediated ubiquitin-dependent protein catabolic process; protein homooligomerization
Cellular component (GO): cytoplasm; Cul3-RING ubiquitin ligase complex
Molecular function (GO): cullin family protein binding
Source: RefSeq, a predicted model, not a curated record